Messenger RNA from Oncorhynchus tshawytscha (Chinook salmon), 3699 nucleotides. RefSeq names its product collagen alpha-1(XVIII) chain-like. The annotation marks the transcript as partial. The record is from RefSeq and is a predicted model, not a curated record. NCBI's taxonomy places the organism in Eukaryota, Metazoa, Chordata, Actinopteri, Salmoniformes, Salmonidae. The transcript has 40 exons.
GAGGAAGGGAAGUUGGUGUGCGUUAAUUUGAAUCUGGAGUAGCGCUAUAUGAGGGGAGAGUCCACGAGGAGCGACUGUGAGGAGUCAGAUUUCAGUGUUUUGGUCCUGGAGGACUGAAGGAGUCUUUGUUUUAGUUGGAACUGCGGGCAGUCCAAGGAAACCGAGAGUGAGUCAGGGGAGAUCGAGACAUUUUAAAGAGUGAGUGAGUGUGUGAGUGACUGUGUGAGUGACUAAGUGAGUGAAGGAUAGAGCGGGUCUCCAACUCUUACCACUAUCACAUUGGAACAAGAAUACUUUUGUGUGGACUUACCAAGACUGAAAAUGACUUCCCGCAUCUCCCUGUGGUCCGUUGGAAUACACCUCACACUGUGGUACUGCCAACUGUCGACUCCAUAUCGCCUUCUGGACGAGGGGGGUUCCCAGGGCCAGAUGGACCUGACAGAGCUGAUCGGCGUUCCUCUCCCCCCCUCCGUCUCCUUCGUCACGGGCUUUGAGGGCUACCCGGCCUACCGUUUCGGGCCCGAUGCCAACGUGGGCCGCCUCACCAAGUCCUUCAUCCCUGACCCCUUCUACCAUGACUUCACCGUGAUCGUCACCGCCAAGCCCACCACGCGGCACGGCGGGGUCCUAUUCGCCAUCACCGAUGCCUACCAACGGGUGGUGCAGCUGGGCGUGGCGUUGAGCCCCGUGGAAGACGGGUCUCAGGAGGUGCUCCUCUACUACACUGACCCGGGGGUCGGGAGCACCCAGGAGGCUGCGAGCUUCAAACUGGCUGACCUGACGGGGAGGUGGGCCCGCUUCACGUUGACGGUGCAGGGGACAGAGGUGCGUCUCUACAUGGACUGUGAGGAGUACCACCGUGUGGCCUUCCAGAGGAGCCCGGAGCCCCUCACCUUCGAGGCCAGCUCAGGCAUCUUCGUGGGCAACGCAGGUGGUACGGGGCUGGACAGGUUUGUGGGUUGUAUCCAGCAGCUGGUUCUGAAGGGAUACCCCACAGCCCAAGAUGACCUGUGUGAAGAGGACGACCCCUAUGCAUCUGGCUAUGGGAGUGGAGACGACUCCUUCGAUGACACAGAAACUCUGGAUGAAGUGAAGAAGGUAGUGGAGGAGAGAGAGUACACCGUGCCAGAGGAACCAUGGGGCACCCCUGUGCGCGCCCCUCCCACAGAGGCAUCUCCCAGUGACGAUGAGGAUGCUGAUGAGAUCUCAGGUCAGGACGUGGAGCUGAAAGUAGAGAGAGGACCAAGUCGGACUGCGGAUGCAGACUACAGACCAAGCAGUGGGACUUCCAGUCAGAAAGGAGAGCAAGGAGAUCCAGGGCCAGCCGGCCCCCCUGGCUCCCCCGGGCCCCCAGGCCCACACAGUCUCUUUAGCAAAGGCCUCUCUCAGGGAUUGCCAGGACCCAGGGGUCCCCAGGGGCCCCCAGGACCAGCAGGAACACCCGGAACACCCGGUAACGACGGCCAGCCAGGCAGUGGAGGGAUAGACGGAAACCCUGGAGAAACUGGAGUUCAGGGAUUCCCAGGCUUGCCAGGAGAUCCUGGUCCCAAAGGAGACAAGGGUGAUUCUGGAGUGGGCAAACCUGGUCCCCCCGGACCUCCUGGACCACCGGGUCGACCAAACUCAUCCAGAUCCCCGGAUGGUGUGGACGGCUCAGGCUUAGAGUACUUUGAUGGAGACACAGAGAUUAUGACAGGUCCACCUGGUUCUCCAGGGCUUCCUGGGCCCCCAGGUUCAUCUGAGGGCCUCUCUGCGUCCCCUGGGGCUCCUGGGGAAAACGGGAAGGAUGGAGAGAUGGGUAAACCUGGACUGCCUGGCGUUGAUGGGAAUGAUGGGUUCCCUGGUCCAGCUGGCGAGAGAGGAGAGAAGGGUGAGCCGGGUCUGAGCGGAACACAUGGACCAAAGGGGGAGCCAGGUGCUGCAGGGUUCCCAGGUCUGCCCGGCUCAGAGGGACCAGAGGGGAAAACAGGUCUGAGGGGGCCCCCUGGGCUACCGGGACCCCCAGGACAGGGCUUCAGCUUGGACCUGGAGGGACCUAUUGACAAACCUGGCCGUCCAGGACCUAAGGGCAAAGACGGGCAGGACGGGCUUCCUGGUGUAGCGUUAAAGGGGGAGCCUGGUGCUCCAGGAGCAGCUGGGGCCUCUGGGCUGGAUGGACUGCCAGGGCAUACAGGAGCGAAGGGGGACCAAGGUGAUAUGGGACCAAAGGGAGAGAGAGGUCAGGACGGUUUCAGUUUCCCCAGCCCUCCAGGACCUCCUGGGUCUUCGGGACCUGUCAUCAACCUCCAGGAUGUCCUGCUCAGAGAUACAGAGGGUGUGUUUAACUUCUCAGGGCUGCUGGAAUCUCAGGGGCUCAGGGGGCCACAGGGUCCAAAGGGUGACUUGGGGAAUCCAGGGACCAUAGGGCCUCCAGGCUUAAAGGGCGAGAAGGGUGAGCCAGGGGCCAUGGUUGCAGCAGACAGGUCUAUGAUGUCUGAACUCACAGGGCCACAGGGCCCCAAAGGGAUCAAGGGCGAUUGUGGUGUUCCUGGGCCAGCUGGAGUUACGGGUCCCAUUGGGCCAGAAGGACCCAAAGGAGAAUAUGGCUAUCCUGGUCGUCCGGGUCGUCCCGGAAUAAUGGGGCAUAAAGGAGACAGAGGAGACGCUGUGGGUGUGUCGGGAUCCCCUGGCCCCCCCGGGCCCCCAGGACGUCCCGGAAUGUUCAACUGCCCCAAAGGAACAGUUUUUCCCAUCCCUCCCAGACCGCACUGCAAAAAGGCCAUAAAUGGCUCUGAGAAUUCAACAAAUGGGGGGCCGGAUUGUCCUUUGUCUGGGACCAAAGGGGACAAGGGGGAGAGGGGCUUCCCUGGGAUGCCUGCCCCGCCACUCACAAUGCUUCCCAAAGGAACUAUGGGGAACAAAGGGGACAAGGGGGAGAAGGGGGAGGCCGGGUUACCGGGCCCACCUGGUAUGCGUGGGACAUCUGGAAUGGUGGGCCCUCAAGGAGAAACUGUUAUGGGGCCCCCUGGCCAUCCAGGCGUUCCGGGGUCUCCAGGUACUCCGGGGUAUGGAAGACCUGGCCCUGAAGGCCCCCAAGGGCCUCCUGGACACCCCGGAGCACCCUCUCCAGCUGUGACCAUCCCUGGACCUCAAGGCCCCCCUGGCCCAGCUGGACCUCCUGGGGCUUCUGCCAUGAUGGAGACAUUUCCUUCCAGCGAGGUCAUGAUGCAAAGGACGAUGAACAGCAGAGAGGGGACCCUGAGCUUCAUCACCACGGGGACAGGCAAACUCUACAUCCGGGUACAAGAGGGAUGGAAGGAGGUCCUGCUUGGUAACUUGAUCUACCGCCCAGUCAAUAUCCCUCUACCUGACACGGCUCAGCCAGGCACCGCCAGAAGAUAUGGGCUCAACCUGGUGGCCCUGAACCAACCCUACACAGGGAACUUCGGUGGCGACGACAUGAUAGACAAGCGGUGCUAUGACCAGGCCAUGGCCAUGGGUCUGCCUGCCAACUACCGAGGCUUCGUAUCCUCAAAAAUCCAGACGAUUAAUAAAGACCUGGUCCCUCAGAGGUUCAGACAGAGCUACCCCAUAACCAACCUCAGGGGGGACAUUUUGUUCAGUAACUACAAGUCUAUCUUCACUGGGGGUGGAGGCAAAUUCCCAUCAAACAUCCCAAUCUACUCCUUCGACGGACGGGACGUAAUGGCAGACCCAUCC